AACGCCGCCACUGCGCUACGCACAGCUUCUCAGCUCUAAGCUGUCUGCCCUCCAGGUACCCCUGGGAUGGCGUGAGCGCUCCCCCAGCAAUGGACCCAUCUGUGACGCUGUGGCAGUUUCUGCUGCAGCUGCUGAGAGAGCAAGGCAAUGGCCACAUCAUCUCCUGGACCUCACGGGAUGGUGGUGAGUUCAAGUUGGUGGAUGCAGAGGAGGUGGCCCGGCUGUGGGGGCUGCGCAAGAACAAGACCAACAUGAAUUACGACAAGCUUAGCCGGGCCUUGCGGUACUACUAUGACAAGAAUAUCAUCCGCAAGGUGAGCGGCCAGAAGUUCGUCUACAAGUUUGUGUCCUACCCCGAGGUUGCAGGGUGCUCCACUGAGGACUGCCCGACCCAGCCCGAGGUGUCCAUCGCCUCCACCGUGGCAAAUGUGGCCCCUGCUUCUAUACACGCCACCCCCGGGGAUGCUGCCUCUGGAAAGCCAGGCAUGCCCAAGGGUGCAGGAAUGGCAGGCCCAGGUGGUUUGGCACGCAGCAGCCGGAACGAGUACAUGCGCUCGGGCCUCUAUUCCACCUUCACCAUCCAGUCCCUGCAGCCACAGCCACCCCCUCAUCCUCGGCCUGCCUCUGUACUCCCCAGCACUGCCCCUACAGGAGCAGCAGCACCCCCCUCAGGGAGCAGGAACACCAGUCCAAGCCCCUUGGAAGCCUGCCUGGAGGCUGAGGAGGCCGGUCUGCCUCUGCAGGUCAUCCUGACCCCGCCCGAGGCCCAAAAUCCGAAAUCAGAAGAGCUGAAUGUGGAGCCCGGUUUGGGCCGGCCACUGCCCCCAGAAGUGAAAGUGGAGGGGCCCAAGGAAGAGUUGGAAGCUGCAGAGGCAGGGUUUGUGCCGGAAGCCAAGGCUGGGCCGGAAGUCCCUCCCGGGGAGGGCAUGCCGGCCCGGCUGCCCGCGGUGGUUAUGGGGAGUGCAGCGCAAGGGAACGGCCUCGCAGCUUCCAGCACUGAGAUCACCCAGCCACAGAAGGGUCGAAAGCCCCGGGACCUGGAGCUUCCACUCAGCCCGAGCCUGUUGGGUGGGCCGGGGCCCGAACGGACUCCAGGAUCGGGGACUGGCUCUGGUCUGCAGGCACCGGGGCCGGCGCUGACGCCAUCCCUGCUUCCUACACAUACAUUGACCCCGGUGCUGCUGACGCCCAGCUCGCUGCCCCCCAGCAUUCACUUCUGGAGCACCCUGAGUCCCAUUGCACCCCGUAGCCCAGCCAAGCUCUCCUUCCAGUUUCCAUCCAGUGGCAGCGCCCAGGUGCACAUCCCUCCCAUCAGCGUGGAUGGCCUCUCAACCCCCGUGGUGCUCUCCCCAGGGCCCCAGAAGCCAUGACUACCACCGCCAUCACCACCCACUUCUGGGGUUGCUCCAUCCAUGCCCUGAACUUCUCUCCAGCCAGCCAUCUCCAGGAGAAACACAGUUCAACUGACAGACUCAUGCUGUGGUUGUGGUGGGUGGGCAUUCUCGGGAAGAAGGAUCUCUCAAUAACUCCUCCACUGAAAACACACAACUUCCCUCUUCUUUGUCAGUCCCCCAGUGGCUGCCCUUACACGUCUCCUACUUCAGUGGUAGGGGCGGUUUAUUUAUUUAUUUUUUGAAGGCCGCUGGGAGGAGCCUGGCCCAACCCUUUUGGGGGGGUAGUUAGGGCAUCUCCCCCAUCUCUCCCCUUUUUUCCCCAAGACGAGGACAAUCAGGGUCUGGCUUGAGAAGGACCUUUCUUUAUUUAUUUCUCAGCCUGCCCUUGGGGAGAUGAGGGAGCCCUGUCUCCAUUUUGGGAUGUGGGAAGAAGAGCUAGUUUGUUUCAUGGUGUUAUUCCUGGCUAAGAGUCCAGGAAGAAUUUCUAGUAUGUAAUGGUUUGGGAGUCUUGGUCAAGGAAGAAUCAAACCCCUGGAAUAGGAAUUACCCCCUCCCUGACCUUUCUCUCAGACAGCUUGCCCUUUUAUCAGCUGACUUUUUGGCCAGGGAGGAGUGCCCCUUUUGUCCUUCUCCCCCUGAGAAGCCAUUCCUUUGUCUGCCAAACUUCCUGGGGUUCUGCCUGUUACCUCCCAAUGGAGGGUUUUUUUGGGGGGUGGUCCCCGUCUGGGGGGCCCCUCCAGCCAGUACUCCAGGUCUUCCUGUCCCUCACCCCCUGCCAUUUUGAUAGUAUAAUCUAUUUUUAAAUGGGGCUUUUCAAUAGGGGAGAGGCGGACAUCUCUUCCUGUAUCUGAUGGGGUGGUGGGAAGAAAGGGAUUUGGGGAGGAAUCUUCCUUCCGCCCCCAAGUGUUUAUUUUUGAUACCAAACGUGUAUUUUCAGCUCCCUCCCAGCCCCCCAAUUUCCUGCAGGCGGGUACAAAGGACCCUUUAAGUGUCCCGGAGUUGGGAGGGAGGAAUGCGGGACAUAAAGCCUGUUCUAUCUCAAUUCCAGGCUGGAGAGGGGGGGUUCAAAAGACUUCCGUGCUCACCUCCUGUCAGCACCGGUCCAGCCCAGGCCUAGGGACCUGGGGGUUGGUGAUUUGGGGGACGGUGCUACACUCGUCUCCACUGUUUGUUUUACUUCCCCAAAAUGGACCUUUUUUUCUAAGAGUCCCAGAGAAUGGGGAAUUGUUCCUGUAAAUAUAUAUUUUUAAAGGUGA
Molecule: messenger RNA, 2650 nt
Organism: Galeopterus variegatus (Sunda flying lemur)
Lineage: Eukaryota; Metazoa; Chordata; Mammalia; Dermoptera; Cynocephalidae
Gene: ELK1
Product: ELK1, member of ETS oncogene family
Exons: 6
Coding region: 90-1370 (426 amino acids)
Biological process (GO): regulation of transcription by RNA polymerase II; cell differentiation
Cellular component (GO): nucleus
Molecular function (GO): DNA-binding transcription factor activity, RNA polymerase II-specific; sequence-specific DNA binding
Source: RefSeq, a predicted model, not a curated record